This is a messenger RNA of Vitrella brassicaformis, 2947 nucleotides long. The record is from the annotation of a GenBank genome assembly. NCBI's taxonomy places the organism in Eukaryota, Vitrellaceae.
AGAAAGUAAGGGAUAAGUUCGGUAUGCUCGAGACCCUUUCCUCAGCCCUCUGCUCAGUCUCGGGAAGCUGCUUGUGUCCGCGCCUUGCCGAAUAAGGUCUGUCACUUGCUGCGGGUCGGUGAAGGUGCGGCGGAAGACGCACUCGGCUAGCUGCUGACUCGCCUCGGGGUUCUGCUGCGCUCCCUUGCGGGACGGCACGCGGAUAACUUAAAGGACGUCAUCGACGCCUAGAUGACCAUCGUCAGACUCCGCAGAUGCGCUUGAGGCCAUCACUUCACAACCCGUAGCACACCAGAUACACGAAAGCUGAUUGUGCUUUCUUCACUGUCUUCCUUUCUCUCUCCCCGGGCCCCCUCUCCGCAAGCGGACGGCACAUUCUUUUCUACUGUCCGCUCUAUAGCUCUGCACGAGGGGAAGUAUUCCGUGUUGUUCGCAUGUAUGGCCUUCCGGCGCCUGAUGGCAAGGUUUACUUUCGAUGGGAUCUCAAUUAUUGUGAUCCUCUUGUGUUUGCCUUUUCUCUGCUCACAUCUCGCUCACUGCGUGUGCAUGAAGCGGUAGCCAGUUUUCUACUGUCUGCGAAGGCCUCGCGUAAGCGGUGGGUUGCGUUGCAUCCGGUGCUUCCUUCUCCUGACUUGUGACUUUCUAUGGACUCAUACAGACCCUUUCUUGCGUACCCCUUCGGGGGGCCGGGGGGCAAGGUCCCCGUGAGGUUAACGAACGAACGAACGGACGGUGCGGGAUCGCCUCUUCAGAGCGCCGUGAAACCGCUGCUUCAGGAAACAGUGAAGAUGGGAGAGUCGAUGCACCUGCCCGUGACGGGCUGCGAGAUGGCUGACCAUCUGAUACGAAGGUCUUCGGAGUCGUUCAUGGCUGCCAAGGAGAGAGCGGACGCCGAGAUGCAGGCCAUCGCCAAUGAGAUCUCCACCUUGGUGGCGGCAGAAGGCGGCACGUGGCAGCUCACUGACACCGAGGGAGAGAUCAUGGUCAAUGCCGGUAAAAAGGAAACAGCCAGCAGGAGUGCCAGUUGUAUUUGCUACACGCAUGCAUCGCUUUGCUCUGUGUGACCACAUCCAGGCGGUUCGGUCUUUCCCGUGAGUCGGCGUGUACUGCUGAUGCCGUAUAUGAAGCAUCGCUAUAUCUCAGUGCUGCUGAUGCACCAUGCGAGCGGCCUGCCGAGAGAUGCCGACGGCCACAUCUACCUGGAGACGUCACCGGCGUAUUUCGAGGCCUUUCUGGACGAGCUGACGCUCUAUGAGACCGGUCGCACCAACACUGUCGAGCUGCCGCCGCCCAAGGCUGCUGACCCGCUCUACGCCGACUACCAUGCCCUCUUCACGCGGGAGAUCAACUGCUAUGCGGCGCCUCAGCAGACCACCCCACCCCACACGGCCAGCACAGCAUCGACUGACAAUCCCACCGGCAGCGAGGACCAGGCCAUCCAGCAGUAUCUGAAGGCCUGCGAGCAGUUCCUCCGCACCCACUCGGCGGCCAUCAAGCAGCUGCAGGGCGUCAGGGAUGACAUCAGGUGCUUCCUGGAGGCCAUGGAGCCCUUCUUCGCCAGCCCUGACGGGAGCGAGAACGAGAUUUUAAGCCUGACGGUCCUUGGCCGCAAGGUGUCGAUGAUGCGCAAGACCUUCAGUCGUCUGGGCCCCAACCACCCGCUCCUCACCCGCUUCGCCACGUAAGAGGAGCGAGCAGACACAGAUAUGACAACGACCAGGUCAUAUUGGGCGCUUGGGGGCUGUGCGUGGUCUUUGCGUGGUCUGUGCAGCACACCCCCCUGUUGGGCCGACCGUCGAGUGCGUCAGACGCCCACCAAGUGCUUCGUGACGACUGUGGAGUUUGCCCGGCGCAUCGCCGUUCUGCCGGCCUGUCAGCUGAUCCGACCGCCGCUGCUCGAGGAGGGAGGCGAGCGCCACUUCAUCGAUGACAUCGUAAGUGACGGCACCGCGCCCGGGUCCACACCAGUUGGCAGUGUGGCUGGUCUCAUGUGUGUGUCAGGAGAUGUAUGGGCUGAGGUACCAGCCGUAUUGCCAUCUGCCGGCCGCCGAUGGCACCGACUUCAUCGCCAAGUCGGCCGAGGAGUGGGGCAAAGUCAUCGACAUGACCGGCAAACCCUCACCCAGAGCCACACUCAUCUACAAGUGAGGAGGCCACACACACAGAGAGGGAAAUGGGCACAGAGACAGAUCAUCCUGGGUGUUCAUGUUGAUAUCAGGUCGAGUCGUGACACAUUUGAGUACCCCUCCUUCCUCAACAAGGUGGUGGGCAAGAGCGGCCUGCUGUUCGCCAUCCGGCAGGGCGACACACACAGAUUCGGCGCCUUUGUCGAUGGACCACUCACAGCGCCACAAGACCCAACAAAGACCAACCGCUACAAGGCGCCCCUCUUCUUCUUUUCGCUGUCCGGUGCGUACGAGACGCCGACCAAGAUCGAGCUGCCAGAGGAGAGGCAGUAGUGGGUGGACGUGGCCGGCACACAGGGGGCGGUGAAGGACACCGAACACCAGCCGCUCGCCAAUGUGUGCAUCGCCCGCGGCUACCUGUGGCUGGGAUAUGCCAGUCCUGGUCCGGCGGCCGACCUCAACCGCUGCUGUCAGUGGAUCAAGGAGGAGCACCUUGCAGAGAGAUACAAUGGGGAGAUCAACGAGCAUGGCAACGGCACAUUAGCACAGUCCUACAACUUCACUUGCGAUGAGAUGGAGAUCUGGCAGGUGUGUGUGUGAGGGGAACGGAGGGCACACAUGGCUGGCUGGCUGUGGACAACACUGCUGUAUGUGUUCUGUGUGCAGGUGGGGAGCGGCUGAAGCACCAGCAUGCGAGAUAGCGUCAGUCACGUGGCUCUGCCUCCUUCGUGUGGAGUUUAAUCCACUCGGUUUUGCCGUGAGCCGUCUUUUAUUGGUGUGUUCCUGCCUGUUCCUGCGAAUUGUGGUCUUCGUGAAUGGUG